CCGGUUGUUUACCUGCACGCUUUCUCGUGUCAGUGGAUCUGGUCGGUUGUUGUCGUUGAAUCUGAGCAAGUCCCUGUCUGUAGUUUUUACCGUCAGUACCAUGUCGUCAGUGGAGCUCCGAGCUGCGCUGUCCGCCGCGGACAACCCUCUGAAGACGGGUAAACCCUCCGCAGCAGUGGGGCCCCGGAGGAGAGGGGCGCUCGGGGAGAUCACCAACUUCCCCGGGGACAACGUCACCACGAAGAGGAUGGGAGCAGCCAAAGCUUCAGCCAAACCCUCCUGUGCUGUGAAAGCCAAACCUGCCGUGGUCCGGCCGGCUCCUCUGGUUCAGGUCCAAGCCUCCGCACACCCUGCCCCCCCCCCAGCCCCAGAGGACCCGGCGGACGUGUCCAUGAAGGAGGUGCAGGAGCUCUGCCGCUCUUUCUCCGAGCAGCUGCUCUCCGUGCAGGACGUGGACGAGCAGGACUCAGAUCAGCCGCAGCUCUGCUCACAAUACGUCAAAGAUAUCUACAAGUACCUGCACGUCCUGGAGGUGGAGCAGGCGGUCCAGGCGAACUACAUGCAGGGCUACGAGAUCACUGAGCGCAUGCGUGCUCUGCUCAUCGACUGGCUGGUCCAGGUUCACUCCAGGUUCCAGCUGCUGCAGGAGACUCUGUACCUCACGGUCGCCGUCCUGGAUCGUUUUCUGCAGGUCCAGCCCGUCUCUCGCAGGAAGCUGCAGCUCGUCGGCGUGACCUCCAUGCUGGUGGCCUGUAAAUAUGAGGAGAUGUUCGCUCCAGAGGUCGGAGACUUUGCCUACAUCACAGAUAACGCUUUCACAAAGUCUCAGAUCCUGGAGAUGGAGCAGCUGAUUCUGAGGCGCCUCAACUUCCAGCUGGGCCGUCCUCUCCCUCUGCACUUCCUCCGACGGGCGUCCAAGGUGGCGCAGGCUGACGUGGAGGGCCACACUCUGGCCAAGUACCUGAUGGAGCUGACCCUCCUGGACUACGACAUGGUGCACUACCGUCCCUCUGAGGUGGCGGCUGCCGCUCUGUGUCUCUCCCAGCUGCUGCUCGAGGGGCUGACGUGGUCUCCUGCCCAGCAGCUCUACUCCACGUACGACGAGGUCCACCUGAAGCCCGUCAUGCAGCACAUCGCCAAAAACGUGGUGACCGUCAACGAAGGGAAAACCAAGUUCCAGGCCGUGAAGACCAAGUUCUCGAGCAGCAAACUGCUGAAGAUCAGCCUCAUUCCUCAGCUGAAGUCCUCGACCAUCAAGACCCUGGCCGCUCCGCUGCUCAACCCUUGAGGACAGCGUGCACUUUAUUUUAGUUUCAUGUUUCAGAUUUUAAUAAAAUGUUUUUAUAAUUUUU
This is a messenger RNA of Platichthys flesus (European flounder), 1352 nucleotides long. It is a transcript of the gene ccnb2, whose product is annotated as cyclin B2. The transcript has 8 exons. Gene Ontology annotation, molecular function: cyclin-dependent protein serine/threonine kinase regulator activity. Gene Ontology annotation, cellular component: cytoplasm; nucleus; cyclin-dependent protein kinase holoenzyme complex. Bases 101 to 1288 code for a protein of 395 amino acids. Lineage: Eukaryota; Metazoa; Chordata; Actinopteri; Pleuronectiformes; Pleuronectidae. The record is from RefSeq and is a predicted model, not a curated record. Gene Ontology annotation, biological process: regulation of cyclin-dependent protein serine/threonine kinase activity; mitotic cell cycle phase transition.